AAGAGUAUUUCUCAAUGAAAUGGACUUUGACCGUGGCCGUGGGAGCUCGAGCAUCUCCGCUUCUUCGGCUGCAGCGGAUUUCAGUCACAGCAACGCGAACAUGUCGGGACAUACCUGUGUGUCCCCGCGCGUAUAUACACGUAGUUGACUGGCCAAAUGUGCCAGUCAACUUCAACCACGAGCUAAACUGGACCGAAUUAAGCCAAAGCCACAGGAGACGGUUACUUAAUGGACAGAGAAUUAAGUGACUGCUGAGAUUGUCCCUGCCGCAAUAUAUGGAAUGGAUUGCUCGAUGGACGAGUAUUACCACAGUGGUCAAUGCCACAAAUGCCCACAAUGUCCACCUGGCCAAGAGCUGAAAGAGGACUGUGGUUAUGGUGUAGGUGUGUCAGCAGUGUGUGGCGUAUGUGACGUUCGGUGGUUUAAGGAAGACUGGGGCUCUCACCCUUGCGCACUGUGCCAGAACUGCCGCAGACUCAAUAGACACCAAAUCAAGCGCUGCACACACACAGACAAUGCAGUAUGCGGAAACUGCCUCCCUGGUUUCUACAGCAAAAUGCGACUGGAUGGCCUAGAAGAUUUGGAAUGCCUUCCAUGUGGCCCCGCCCCCUUCAGAAACAUACAGUGUAGCCAAGGAGAAGCGACUGGUGCGGCAAACGUCCAGACCUCAGCACCUCCCAUCCAAAAUGUAUCAUCCAUAGUGACCGCUUGUGCAGCAACAGCUAUAUUAACAACCGUCCUAUUUGCCAUUGUGUGUGUCACCUACCAGACACGGGCUUCACUCAGGAAAACAUGCCAAUGUUGUUUAUCACCGGUCAGUAACAGUCACCAAGACAGUGACGCAGCUUCGGUUCCCAUAACAACCCUACACACAGUGAUGCAGGAUGCAGAAGUGGACACAUCAAAUCCUUGCCCGCUAUUGAAGGACCCUUGCACGCUUAAUGACAUCACCACAACGAUGACCUCUGAUCUUGGCCUGAAUGGGUGUGAGGUUCUUCCUCUGGUGCGAAGCUCGGCCUGCACUGAUCCUGCAACAGGAGUCAUCAUGCAGGCAACAGAAACACCUGAAGUUUCUUCUUCAGACUCUGCCCUUUCCAGACAGCAUGUCAUUCUCACUCUGGUAGGAGGACAGUCUACAGUGAGGCCCUGCUGUGCCGUAGAGCAGCGGACAGUCUGGGGGCUUCAUGCUCCGGUAGAGUGCACUGAACUGGACCUUCAGCAUCUCUCCCAACGCCCCAGAGCUCCAGACAUUCAGACCUUCAUAACCAGAAAUAUCCCAGAGUGCCCCCAUUCCUGAUUAGGGUUUGGUACCGAAACCCAGUGCCGUACCUAUGUAACCGGUAUGUACUAGAACAGAAUCAGAACGCAGAUUUC
Messenger RNA from Sinocyclocheilus anshuiensis, 1374 nucleotides. RefSeq names its product tumor necrosis factor receptor superfamily member 27-like. NCBI's taxonomy places the organism in Eukaryota, Metazoa, Chordata, Actinopteri, Cypriniformes, Cyprinidae. The record is from RefSeq and is a predicted model, not a curated record. The transcript has 7 exons. Gene Ontology annotation, molecular function: protein binding; signaling receptor activity. Gene Ontology annotation, biological process: positive regulation of JNK cascade; positive regulation of canonical NF-kappaB signal transduction. Gene Ontology annotation, cellular component: plasma membrane. Bases 281 to 1297 code for a protein of 338 amino acids.